AUGAAGUUGGUACGGUUUCUUAUGAAUGUCCCCAAUUCCACAAACCAACCUAUUACAGUAGAACUAAAGAAUGGAAAUAUUGUAAAUGGAACGUUAUUAUCAGCAAAUCCACAAAUGAAUCUCAAUUUGAAAAACGUCAAGCUACAACAACUAUAUCAAGAUCCUAUUUUGCUACAGUUUAUCAAUAUCAGGGGAAAUCAAAUUAGGCAGAUUUUGUUACCUGACGACUUGAACAUUGAUGCUGUAUUGGAGAAAUCGCAAACGAAAAUAAAAGGGCAUGGUGCAGGACCAGGCGCCAAGCCGGUGUUGAGAAGAGGGGGCGCGGGAGUAGGAGGUGGAAGAGGUGGAGGUGGGGGCAGAGGGGGCAGAGGAAGGGGCAGAGGAAGGUGA
This is a messenger RNA of Lodderomyces oxycetoniae, 390 nucleotides long. RefSeq names its product mRNA splicing protein. Gene Ontology annotation, cellular component: spliceosomal tri-snRNP complex; SMN-Sm protein complex; U2 snRNP. Gene Ontology annotation, molecular function: RNA binding. Gene Ontology annotation, biological process: RNA processing; spliceosomal snRNP assembly. The transcript has a single exon. The coding region runs from base 1 to 390 and encodes 129 amino acids. The record is from RefSeq and is a predicted model, not a curated record. Lineage: Eukaryota; Fungi; Ascomycota; Pichiomycetes; Serinales; Debaryomycetaceae.